Molecule: messenger RNA, 1625 nt
Organism: Pistacia vera
Lineage: Eukaryota; Viridiplantae; Streptophyta; Magnoliopsida; Sapindales; Anacardiaceae
Product: putative disease resistance RPP13-like protein 3
Exons: 1
Coding region: 1-1581 (526 amino acids)
Biological process (GO): defense response to other organism
Molecular function (GO): ADP binding
Source: RefSeq, a predicted model, not a curated record
AUGGCGGAUGCAGUUGUCUCAUUUGUGGUGAACAAGCUUGGAGACUAUCUUGGAGACUAUCUGAGACAAGCAUCAGCUUUCUUAGAAGUGAGAAGUGAAGUGGAGUCGCUGAAAAAAGAUAUGGAAUGGAUGCUUGGUUUCGUGAAGGAUGCUGAAGAUAAACAAGUCGACAACUCUUUGGUACGCCUAUGGGUAUCUGAAAUCAAAGAUAUUGCUUAUGAAUCUGAAGAUGUCCUUGAUGAAUUUAUGCUCAAAGUCCGAGAUGGAGGGAUCGCUCCAGAGAUGCUCAAAGUGGAAGAAGAAGCGUCUUCUAAUAAAAGGCAAAAGAUCAUAACUUCAAUAAAAAAGUCAAUUGCUAAAUCUUCUCGCAAGGCCAAGGAGACGGUGACUAUGUACAACAUAGGCAAGGAGAUUGAAGCUCUGAAAAAGAGACUUAGUGACGUUUCUCGUAGACGUGCAUUUUAUGGCCUUAGAAACAUCAAUAUCAAGACGGACGAAGAGAAUCAUGCUCUUAGAAGAAUAAAGCAGCUGAGAAAAACCACCUCCUUUUCGUUAGAAGAGAAAGUUGUUGGCUACGAGGACGAGACCAACGAACUGUUGGCUAAACUACUUGCCGAUGAGCCAAGGCGUUGGGUGAUCUCUAUUUGGGGCACUGGUGGCUUGGGUAAGACAACUCUUGCUGGAAAACUUUACAAAAACAGUGAAAUAAAAAAAAAAUUUCGUUGUGCUUGGGUUUCUGUAUCUCAGGAUUACAACAAUGAAGAUCUUCUUCGAAGGAUUAUAAAAUCUUUUGCUUUUUCUGCGAAGGAAUUGGAUAGAAUGAGUGAAGAAGACUUGGAGAGGUAUCUUCAUAAAUGUUUGCAAAAAUACUCGUACUUGUUGGUAAUUGACGAUGUAUGGCACAAAGAAGCAUGGGCAAGCCUCAAAAGAGCCUUUCCAGACAAUAAGAUGGGUAGCAGAGUAAUUAUUACCACUCGAUACAAAGAUGUUGCAGAGCGUUCAGAUGAAAGAACUCAUGUACAUGAACUUCGAUUUUUAAAGCCAGAUGAGAGUUGGCAGUUAUUCUGUGAGAAGACCUUCUGGAAUUUAAAUAUAGAUAAAGGAUUGGAGAAGUUAGGAAGAGAAAUGGUAGAAAAAUGUCGCGGUCUACCACUAGCCAUUGUGGUAUUAGGUGGUUUACUGUCAACAAAGAAGCCACAAGAGUGGCAUUCGGUGCGUGAUAAUAUCUGGCAAAAUUUAAGUAAGGAUUCCUUGGAUAUCACGUAUUUAUUCUCUUUAAGCUUCAAAGAUUUGCCCUAUCAAUUGAAGUUAUGCUUUCUCUACCUAAGCCAUUUUCCAGAAGACUCCGAAAUUAAUACAGAUAAAUUAACCCGAUUGUGGGUGGCUGACGGUUACAUACCGCAUGAUGAAGAAACAAUGGAAGAUGUUGCUUACAGUUACUUGUAUGAGUUGAUUAACAGGAGCCUUGUUCACAAGGAAAAAAUGCGGUUGAGGACAGUUAUGACGUGUCGAGUUCAUGAUCUUUUAAGGGAUUUUGCAAUUCAAAAGGGCAAAAGAGCUCAACUUGAUUCAGAUUUAUGAUGAAAUCAGAAGCUCAGCCGGCUCUUCAAAGCUAUUACGCCGAC